Molecule: messenger RNA, 1002 nt
Organism: Colletotrichum graminicola M1.001
Lineage: Eukaryota; Fungi; Ascomycota; Sordariomycetes; Glomerellales; Glomerellaceae
Product: C2H2 transcription factor
Exons: 2
Coding region: 1-1002 (333 amino acids)
Biological process (GO): regulation of transcription by RNA polymerase II
Cellular component (GO): nucleus
Source: RefSeq, a predicted model, not a curated record
AUGAGCGUCGUCUACGAACCCCGGAACUUCAUGCACGAUGGGUCCUACCCUCCGAUCGGUGACCCGGAUCACGACCACAAUGUCGACCCGACAGGGCAGUACCAAGCAACCGACGUUCCCGACCUGGCUUCCUACAACCCGACAGCUUCCAUGCUCGGAGACGACCGGUCUCUGAUGCCGGAGGGUCUUGACGAUGGUUCUGUAGGCGUCCCUGAUGCAACGCGACUCGAUCUCUCCGCUCCCCCGACACUUGCGUCUCUUCCCUCGCAACUUCCUCCUGCGCUACCCGAGCCUCUGCCGUCAAACAAUAAGGACGACGGCGAAGCCUCGACUCCUUCUUCGAGGGUCAAGUGCAUACCCAAACCUGAGCGCGAGGUUACGAAACAGGCGGACGGAAAGUUUUACUGCACCUUUCCGGGAUGCACAGAAGAGACGCAGGUCUUCACACGGAAGUGCGAAUGGAGCAAGCACAUGGACAAGCAUGAGCGACCCUACCGAUGCGCUGCCGAAGGCUGUGAAAAGCUCCCAGGCUUCACCUACUCUGGCGGUCUCCUCCGCCACGAGCGCGAGGUACACGGCAAGCACGGCGGUCCUAAGAACACAGUGAACUGCCCGCAUCCGAACUGCAAGCGCCACACAGGCAAGGGCUUUUCGCGCCAGGAGAACCUCAACGAGCACCUACGGCGAGUACAUACGAGUGAUGGAUCUAGCACGGUUCAGGAGGACAUCCAGACAGGCAGCGACGGCGACAGCGAGAAGGCCGGCAUCUUCGGCGCAGGGAACAAGCGGAAGCGCUCGAGAAAGAGCUCCGACGCCGGGCUGGACGAGCUGCGCGAGGAGAUCAAGCGUGUGCGUCAGGAGAAUGAGGAGCUUCGCCAACAGCUUGACAGACAGGGUCAGCACAGCUUUGCCAUGAUGACGCAGAUUGCGGAGCUGCAAGAUGCGUUACGCACGAAUCUCGACGGCACCGGCCUGGGCGCUCCCACCGCCACGAUGUUGUGA